GCACAAGAAAACGGGGAUUUAUGGCAGCUAGAAUUUUCUUGAGAGAAAGACAACUUCUCACAGAAACUGUCAACACUUGUUGAAGUUGAGAAAGAGGCGCCUCAGAGAGCUCAGGAGCGAAGCGUCUGCUACUGGGGUAGUGGGCAUCUCCUCUCUCUUCGAGCCCCACAGAAAAAGUUGAGGAGCUAUGACAACUGCUGCACGGCCAACGUGGGCCCCGGCACAGGGGUCUGAAGAGCAGGGGGGCCGAAGGACGUUUGGCCCAAGCAAGCAGGUUUCGUCGAGGGACUUGCCAGGGCAGCUUACGAACAAAGUUAGGAGAGAAGGCCAAGGCACAGCAGAUGAGGUUCGCAAGAAGGACCUGCGGGCGGAAUUGGAGGAGCGCGAACAGAAGCAUCGGCAGUCUAAGGGGGAGUCGCCGGCCGACCUUGAGCGGAAGCGGAAAGAAGACCUGCUUCUGAUCGGGCCUGGAAACAAAGAAAAGGAAGAGAAACUUGUACCGAAAGCAGUAGACGCGGACGAUGAUGACGAUGAGCCGAGCGAAAGCGAGGACGAAAGUGAUGAGGAAGAGGACGAUACGGCGGAGUUGUUGGCAGAACUAGAGCGGAUCAAAAAAGAGAGGGAAGCGGAGAGGUUGAGGAAAGAGCGUGAGGAGUUGGCGGUGAAUAGUAAGAUGAAGGAGGAGGAUCUGCUGAGGGGGAACCCGUUGCUGGGGCAAGGAGUCAGUUUUGCGGUGAAGCGGCGGUGGGAUGAUGAUGUUGUAUUCAAGAACCAAACGAGGGGGGAGCCCAAGCAGCAGAAGCGGUUCAUCAACGAUACCAUCAGAAACGAUUUCCAUAGGAAGUUCUUGAAUAAGUAUGUCAAGUAAGGAUUGCAUGCCUCAGGUAACCUUUCAGGUAGAAGAAGCCAGGUAUUUGUACAGUAUGCAGGGGGUCAACGCCAAGUGAAAGCAUUGGCUACAGGUCUGGUUGCUUUUGAAGUUGCUGUACAACCAGAUCCAGGGGCAUGUGCGCAGGUUGCAGCGCUUUAACUUGACCAAUUUCUCGGUUCACUAGUAUAUGCCGAACAUAAGAAUCAAGACAAUUCUUGCACGAUCAAGACAUCAUUGCAGCUGCAAUUGAA
Messenger RNA from Klebsormidium nitens, 1122 nucleotides. The record is from the annotation of a GenBank genome assembly. NCBI's taxonomy places the organism in Eukaryota, Viridiplantae, Streptophyta, Klebsormidiophyceae, Klebsormidiales, Klebsormidiaceae.